Emiliania huxleyi CCMP1516 is the source of this 827-nucleotide messenger RNA. RefSeq lists its product as hypothetical. The record is from RefSeq and is a predicted model, not a curated record. Lineage: Eukaryota; Haptophyta; Isochrysidales; Noelaerhabdaceae. The coding region runs from base 6 to 716 and encodes 236 amino acids. The transcript is spliced from 3 exons. Gene Ontology annotation, biological process: monoatomic ion transport. Gene Ontology annotation, cellular component: membrane.
GGCGGAUGAACUACCACAUGUGGAACUUCAUGAUCAUGCAGUUUGUCCUCGUCCUGCUCGGCAUGUGCACGUUUGCGGUGGACCCGUGCGCCAUCGACGCCCGGCUCGGCCUCGCCUUCACGAUGGUGCUCGCGAUCAACGUGUUCCAGAUCCUGCUCGUCGAGAACCUGCCCGAGAUGGGGGACCUCAGCAGGCUGCAGUGGUUCACCAUCAUGAACACGAUCGUGCUCGGGCUGAUGGCCGUCGAGUCAGUCGUCGUCUGCAACUGCUCCAUCGAGUACAACGCGCUGCUAGACACGCAGCGCCGCCUCAAGCAGUACGUCAACGACGCCGACGCCAUACUUUGCGCGGUCCGCCUGCAGCGAGCCGCCCGCAGGAGGCAGCUGCGCCGAGCCUCCUCCUCCUCCUCCUCCUCCUCCUCCUCCUCCUCAUCGGCGGCGGCGGCGGAGGGCGACGUCGAGGCGGGCGCGGAGCCCUCCCUCGUCCGCCGCACCAGGGCGGCCAUCGAGAGGGCGGAGGCGGACGAGGAGAAUCCGAGCCGUGUGACACUGUACGUGCUGAAGCGCAAGCUAGAGCGCCUCCGGAUGCGCUGCGUCGCGGGGAUCGCCGUCUGGGGCGACCUGGUCUCGGCGGUCCUCAUCUUCCCGGUCCUGCUCGCCCUCGCCACCGGGCUCUCUCUGGGAGGCGUGCUCGACAACUUGAGGUCCGAGGCGUGAGACAAUCGCCGCGUAGUUGCCCGCCCAGCAUGCACACUCUCCCGCCUCUUUUAUAUUAUUAUAGCCACCCUUCGCCACUUUGUGUAGACUGCCUAUAGAUUUCUGUACAGU